UUCGGGAUAUAGUUUUAUGAUGGUCAUACCGUCAUACUAUUUCCAGUAAUGCCAACUGCUGAUGCCGAGUUGUCAAAAAAGGCAAAAUGGCCGAAAGAAAGGAAUAAAGACUCCUUCGAUUUAUAAAGUUAUUUUAUUCAUAUUAUAAUUUACAUUGGGCGAUACAGUUAAAUAAAGUAGCGUCCAAAAUGAGGGAAAUAAAUAUUAAUAUAGAAGGAUACAAUGUGAACGGCAUAUGUGUCGGUUGUUUGAACUAUAAUCGUAAAAUGUUUUAUUGUAAUCAAAUAAAAGAGUGCUUUAAAUUACUUGCAGAUAUCGAUGUGCCCGAUGGUCUCCAAGUCCAACUUUGUUGGGAGUGCCUUGCCGCUGUCCAAGCUUCACUUCGGUUCAGAAACCUCAUUGUUGACUCCUACAAUGUCCUCAUUGAUUACUCUCGGAAGCACACAUUCCUCAACGCUCCAUCGGACCUGUCUGUUCAUGCUCGGCAGAGGCUCAACAUUACUAAGCCAGAGCUCUCCGAGCUGCAGGACCUGGUGCAGAUAGAGGUGGAUGUCAGCGUGAUUAAAGAGGAAGCUAAGGAAGAACUUAUUGAGGAAUCAGAACCAGUGAAACCUGAGACAGACUACUUCGACAACACCGACUUCCCCGACGCUGCAGAGCCGGGAUCCUCAGAGGAUGAUGUACAGUUGUCCAAGCUGAAGAGGAAAAAGGACAGGAAGACCAAGAAAGUGAAGAAGAAGAGAGAGGAACGACAGAGGGCGCAGAAAGUAAAGAUUAAGACUGAUGAAAUAAAAACGGAGAAAGACCAGCAACGCAGCCUCCGCAAGCUGAAGAAUUUGCCGACUGAUCUAGUGGAGUUGUACACCAUGACUGAGGAAGAAAUGUGGGAGGUGAGGGCGGAAGACGUGAGUAGCGCAGAGUUCUGCGCCCUCAAAUACAAGUGUUCGGACUGCGUCAUCGGGUUCAACUCGGAGAGGCUCAUGCAGGACCACAUGCAGGGGAAACAUGUGCCGAAAAGUCCGUCCUGCCACCAGUGCGACGUGUGUCGCGCCUACUUCCUGACGCGCGACAACGUGUCGUCGCACCGCGCGCUGCACGUGUCCGCGUACCGCUGCUGCGCGUGCGGCGCGCGCACGGCGCUCAAGCGCCGCAUGUUGGCGCACGCGCGCACGCACCGCGAGCACGCCGUCACGUGCCACACGUGUGGGGAGCAGUUUAGUACAAAAUCGAAGUUAUCCUAUCACCGAGGAGUGUGUAACCAGGCGAGACCACAGUGUGACUGCUGUGGAAAAGUGUUUGCCAACAAGAUGACCCUCAAGUACCAUCUCAAGAUCCUGCCUCAAAAUAAAGAAGAUAAACCUAAAGAGAAGCUGUACAUAACGUGCAAGGGCUGUGAUAAAGUCUUCCACUCCAAGAAAAGCUAUCGAGCGCAUGUCGUGAUACACGACGGCCUGACUUACCCGUGUCCCAUUUGCGGAAAACUGUUCCAGUGGAAACGGAAUCUGGCGCGCCACACAAGGAACCAUAGAGACCGCGACGCAGGGGCCACGCACGAAUGUCGCGACUGCGGCAAAACGUUCAGCUCUCGAGACUGCUACAACAAUCACAUGAAACUGAGCAAGAGACAUGUUCAAGAGGACGCUUAUGUGCACGAAUGUUCAUACUGCGGGAAGAAAUUCGCAACGAAAUGGUGCAUGGUGGACCACAUAGACUGGGACCAUCUCAAACGGAUCAAGUACCAGUGCAGCGUCUGUUUCAAAGCGUUCAAAACGGCGAAGAUCAUGGUGGCACACAUGAAUAAUAUUCACGAGGGCAAGAAAAACCGUGAGCCGGAGGGCGAACAUCUGUGCGAGAUCUGUGGCAAAUCUUACAAGACGGUUAAGCGACUGAAAGGCCACGUAUGGGCGAUGCACACGAACCGAUCCACAACAAAAAGCUUCAAAUGCAAGCUCUGCCCCGCCACCUUCACCUGGCAGACCUCCAUCUACAAGCACAUCAAGAUGAUGCACGACAAGCGGCCCAAGCUCUGCCCCGCCACCUUCACCUGGCAGACCUCCAUCUACAAGCACAUCAAGAUGAUGCAUGACAAGCGGCCCAAGCUCUGCCCCGCCACCUUCACCUGGCAGACCUCCAUCUACAAGCACAUCAAGAUGAUGCAUGACAAGCGGCCCAAGCUCUGCCCCGCCACCUUCACCUGGCAGACCUCCAUCUACAAGCACAUCAAGAUGAUGCACGACAAGCGGCCCAAGCUCUGCCCCGCCACCUUCACCUGGCAGACCUCCAUCUACAAGCACAUCAAGAUGAUGCACGACAAGCGGCCCAGGCUCUGCCCCGCCACCUUCACCUGGCAGACCUCCAUCUACAAGCACAUCAAGAUGAUGCACGACAAGCGGCCCAAGCUCUGCCCCGCCACCUUCACCUGGCAGACCUCCAUCUACAAGCACAUCAAGAUGAUGCACGACAAGCGGCCCAAGCUCUGCCCCGCCACCUUCACCUGGCAGACCUCCAUCUACAAGCACAUCAAGAUGAUGCACGACAAGCGGCCCAAGCUCUGCCCCGCCACCUUCACCUGGCAGACCUCCAUCUACAAGCACAUCAAGAUGAUGCACGACAAGCGGCCCAAGCUCUGCCCCGCCACCUUCACCUGGCAGACCUCCAUCUACAAGCACAUCAAGAUGAUGCACGACAAGCGGCCCAAGGUAUAUAUCACAAGCUUCACAUGCAAGCUCUGCCCCGCCACCUUCACCUGGCAGACCUCCAUCUACAAGCACAUCAAGAUGAUGCAUGACAAGCGGCCCAAGCAAAUCCGUCCCCUGCCGGCCAAGAAACCAGAGUUUUCCGGCGCCGAGCUCAUCGCGCGCGAGUACUUCCAGCAGCCCGCCGGCCUCGCGCACAUACCCCUACACAACAUAGUCCAGAACAUCGUGUAACACGUAGUGUGUAGAAUAGUGGGGUGUUUCUAUGCGAUUUUGUACUGCGUUUUGAUUCUUCAUUACCAUCACCGCAUUGGCCGUUUUAUAAAAGCAAAGAGGAUAUAAUAUUAUAGAGCGGUACUGUCAUAGUAAAUUUUGUAACCACAGUAAAUUCACUGCCAUCUAUCGACACACUUUAAAACUAAAAAUGAAGAUUUAUAAAAAUACGAUAAAAUGUAUUUAAAUAUGGAUAAUGAUUUUUUUAUUUGCAUUAAUUAUUUUUACGAUUUUGACCCAUGUUCUUUCACUGAUAUGCGUUAAAAUUGUUAAAUAACAAACGAAACCGUCAACGCCCUCUAUACGAGAGUAGGCCAAAGGUACUGGCGCCAACUGAUCGAGAGUCAAAUUUUCGUUAUUUUCGAGGCACGUUUUUUCCUUAGACUAUAUCCAUCUAUUACGGAGUUAUAUCUAUCUUUGAUAAAAGCAAACAGGAUCAUUGUGACACGAAUAGCAGUAGCUGAGUGCUACAAGAUAACCGAAUAUGACUUCACCAUUUAUACACAGUUCGUCAAUAAUGUGGGAAUGGUAAUGAAGCGAUUGGUGCGACUGAAUAAUCGCAUAGAACUACUCAGUGGCUCUGUGAGCUGGACCUCGCGCGUCCCCAUGGUUCCGCCAUUUUGGAAAAAUUCCUAAUGUUGAAUGGACAAAAUAAAUCUGUGUAUUUAUCACGAAAUUUCAUGAGAAUCGGUUGAGAAAUGCGACCUAUAAAGGAGACAUAUCGUGUGCGGCGCGUCAACGUGACGUGACGUGCGGUUUUCUUGCCGAGAUACAAGAAGGCUGACAUUGGGAUGUAGCCGCGCGCGUCACUUGACGUCUUUAGCGGUCAAAGGGUUGACUACAAAAUUAACCAGUGCUCUAAAAUUAUAAUAUAAAUGUAGAAUAUUUAUUUUAAAGCUUUAUUUUUUUACUCUACAGUAAUAAUGUUAGCUUUACUUUAUACAGUAUUUUAUUGCCAUAAUAAUGUACU
Messenger RNA from Cydia strobilella, 3939 nucleotides. RefSeq names its product zinc finger protein 555-like. Bases 189 to 2930 code for a protein of 913 amino acids. Gene Ontology annotation, molecular function: DNA-binding transcription factor activity, RNA polymerase II-specific; RNA polymerase II transcription regulatory region sequence-specific DNA binding. Gene Ontology annotation, biological process: regulation of transcription by RNA polymerase II. The record is from RefSeq and is a predicted model, not a curated record. NCBI's taxonomy places the organism in Eukaryota, Metazoa, Arthropoda, Insecta, Lepidoptera, Tortricidae. The transcript has 25 exons. Gene Ontology annotation, cellular component: nucleus.